Messenger RNA from Brienomyrus brachyistius, 1930 nucleotides. It is a transcript of the gene rpa2, whose product is annotated as replication protein A2. Gene Ontology annotation, molecular function: DNA binding. Bases 187 to 1008 code for a protein of 273 amino acids. The record is from RefSeq and is a predicted model, not a curated record. The transcript is spliced from 9 exons. Gene Ontology annotation, cellular component: DNA replication factor A complex; chromosome, telomeric region; nucleus. Gene Ontology annotation, biological process: DNA replication; nucleotide-excision repair; double-strand break repair via homologous recombination. Lineage: Eukaryota; Metazoa; Chordata; Actinopteri; Osteoglossiformes; Mormyridae.
AGCGGGACCAAGGCGCAUGCGGGUUUGGUUGUCAGCUCGCCAGCGCGCGGAAUCGUUUCAAGACGCGCGUCGGCUAAACGUUUUAGUCAAAAGCAAGGUGACGCAGCUAGUAAAAAAUAUCUUAGUUUUUAAUAAAAAAGUUUUUGUCAUAGUUUUGUCCAUAUAGCACUGUCACCGAGGAAGAACAUGUGGAAUCAAGGUAGUUAUUCCGACUAUAGUAUGGGGGGUGGCUACACGCAGUCUCCGGGGGGGUUUGCAUCCCCAGCUGCAUCACAAGGAGGAGAGAAAAAGGGACGAAUGAGAGCCCAGCAGAUUGUCCCCUGCACAGUGUCCCAGCUCCUGUCUGCCACACAAUCUGAGGACGUCUUCAAAGUAGGAGAGGUGGAAAUUGCUCAGAUCACUUUGGUGGGUGUCAUAAGAAACAUGGAAAAGUCCAUGACCAACAUCCAGUAUAAAGUGGAUGACAUGACAGGGCCCCCUAUGGAUGUGAAGCAGUGGGUGGACACUGAGGACCCGAGUGUUGAGAGUACAGUCAUUCCUCCUGGUACUUAUGUCAAAGUCUCUGGAAACCUUCGCUCCUUCCAGAACCACAAGACUGUGGUGGCAUUCAGCGUGCGCCCCCUGGAGGACAUCAAUGAGAUAACGUCCCACAUGCUGGAGGUGGUCCAGGCACAUAUGCUGCUCAGCAAACCACAAAUGGGUGGAGCCGUGCCGGUGAACAAGCCUACAGGUUCUGUCAGUUUUGGUGGUAUGGGCAGCACGGGUGGAGGCUACUCUGGGGCCAGUGACCUUGUCAACAACGGGCUGAGCCCCAGCCAGAACCAGGUCCUGAGCUUGAUCAAGAGCUGCCCUGACCCUCAAGGCAUCAGCAUCCAAGAUCUGAAAAUGAGGCUGAGUGGCAUGAGCAUUGCAGUUAUCAAGCAGGCUGUGGAAUUCCUGAGUAAUGAAGGUCACAUUUUCUCCACCAUCGAUGAAGAUCACUUCAGAUCAACCGACAAUGAUGACUAGAGCACUUGUACCCCCCCACACCCCUCCAGCCCCAGUUAAGGCUUUGGUGCAUGGACUGCCAUUCCCAUAAGCUCCCUCUUGACCAGUCCCAAUCUGACUGGAGCCACUAGAGCAGAUGGAAGGAACCUGUGCGAUUGUUGUACUUCAUUGUUUGAUGUUCCUGAGUGAAAUGGGACCCGUGAACGAGUCCAUAGGGUGAAGCGGUUCUCUGCACAGUUUAGUUUUAAUGUCUUUUGGUUUGUGUACAGACAGCUUCCUGCAUCGAAGAUUUCCACAGUGGUCUUAGUGGAAUGACUGUUUUAAAAAUGAUCAAACCAGCCGUGGCACCAAUCUCUCCAAUCUCUUUUUUUUUUGUUUGUUUCAGAUUAAAAAUUUUGAUUGUAUUUGUGAGAUGAUGUGUCAGGAUCUUCCUUUGGGACACCCAGGGCCAUUUCCAUUUGGGGCGGGAUGCAGCAGAAUGGAGUAAUGUCGACAUCAGAUAUGCAACCAUAGUUUUUGAUGAGCUUUAUGCCAGGGUAUUACAGUAGGGCCUUAUUAGUGAAUUACUUUGAUAGGACACAGCUAUCUUACACUCAGAUUCCCUGUUAAACCAUUGUAACUGGUUACUUGGGGGUCGGGUCUACCAAAAAGGUAAAUAUAUAUAUUUUUUGGCAUCUGAAAUUUUCCCUUGUCUCUUGCAGUCUGCAGUUUGUUUGUUUUUUCCUUCCUGUGUCUAUGAGACAUCAAACAAUUUAGCCUAAGUCUGCUAAGUGUGUUUGCCUGCCUGGUAUAAAUAGGGAGACUUUUCUGUCUUGGCCAGUGUUAAUACAUGCAUGCAGGUGUCAUUUGCUAACUUCUUGUAAAAACUGUACUUAAACAGGAACAGGCUUGGUUCCAUCACCACACAAAUAAACGUUGCAGAAACUGGACUUCUGAAAUGACA